AUGGACAAGGAGGAGGAGGAGGAAGAGAGGGAAGGAGAUGGUGUCAAAACAGUAACUGCAAAGUACAAUGAAACUGAAGAAAAACUAGAAGCUAUAAAAAAACUCCUUCUCACAGGGGAGGUCAGCGUGGUCGCUUCCCCGUCUCGCCGCCUCCACGUAUCGCCGCCUCCACGUAUCGCCGCCUCAACGUAUCGCCGCCUCAACGUAUCGCCGCCUCCACGUCUCGCCGCCUCCACGUCUCGCCGCCUCCCCAACUCGCCGCCUCCCCGUCUCAUCGCCUCCCCGUCUCGUCGCCUCCACGUCUCGCCGCCUCCCCGUCUCGCCGCCUCCACGUCUCGCCGCCUCCACGUAUCGCCGCCUCCACGUAUCGCCGCCUCCACGUAUCGCCGCCUCCCCGACUCGCCGCCUCCCCGUCUCGUCGCCUCCCUGUCUCGCCGCCUCCCCGUCUCGCCGCCUCCCCGUCUCGCCGCCUCCACGUCUCGCCGCCUCCACGUAUCGCCGCCUCCACGUAUCGCCGCCUCCACGUAUCGCCGCCUCCACGUCUCGCCGCCUCCCCGACUCGCCGCCUCCCCGUCUCGCCGCCUCCCCGUCUCGCCGCCUCCCCGUCUCGUCGCCUCCACGUCUCGCCGCCUCCCCGUCUCGCCGCCUCCACGUAUCGCCGCCUCCACGUCUCGCCGCCUCCACGUAUCGCCGCCUCCACGUAUCGCCGCCUCCACGUAUCGCCGCCUCAACGUAUCGCCGCCUCCACGUCUCGCCGCCUCCACGUCUCGCCGCCUCCCCGACUCGCCGCCUCCCCGUCUCGUCGCCUCCCCGUCUCGUCGCCUCCACGUCUCGCCGCCUCCCCGUCUCGCCGCCUCCCCGGCUCACCGCCUCCACGUAUCGCCGCCUCCACGUAUCGCCGCCUCCACGUAUCGCCGCUUCCUCGUAUCGUGGCGCCCACGUAUCGUGGCGCCCACGUAUCGUGGCCCUCACGUAUCGCCGCCCCCACGUAUCGCUGCCUCCACGUAUCGCCGCCUCCACGUAUCGCCGCCUCCACGUAUCGCCGCCUCCCCUUCUCGCCGCAUCCACGAAUCGUCGCUUCCCCGUCUCGUCGCUUCUCCGUCUCGUCGCUUCUCCGUCUCGUCGCUUCUCCGUCUCGUCGCUUCUCCGUCUGGUCGCAUCAACUUCCCUGCAGUGCACCGAGCUACAGAGUCCUCAGUUCCAAUCAAGCUUUUCAUUACCUUUGUGAAGAUCACGAGGUAUAAUGAGAUACAGGAAGAUGUGAAGGAUGUUUAUUGA
Molecule: messenger RNA, 1278 nt
Organism: Schistocerca gregaria
Lineage: Eukaryota; Metazoa; Arthropoda; Insecta; Orthoptera; Acrididae
Exons: 3
Coding region: 1-1278 (425 amino acids)
Source: RefSeq, a predicted model, not a curated record